AUGGAGCGGCCAACUCAUUCAAAAGCCGCUCCGGAACAGAGAGUGGUGCUAGCGAACAAGCAUGGCGAGAAUCUUGUGGGGAUGCUGCAUCACGCGGGGUCGAACAAGGUUGUAGUCCUGUGCCAUGGCUUCGCAGCUUGCAAGGAUGAUAGCAUCAUGAUUGAUCUUGCGGCUGCCUUGACAAAGCAAGGGAUUAGUGCGUUUCGCUUUGAUUUCAGUGGAAAUGGGUAUGUUUGCUCGUUUAAUCAUGCAUCUACCUUUAUGCUUCCUGAUUAUGAACCUGUAAUCUCAUAUCUUUACCAGGAGAAGUAUGAUGUAACAGCAAUUGUUGGUCACAGCAAAGGUGGAAGUGUGGUGGUUCUAUAUGCCUCCAUCUACGGCGAUGCUCACAUGGUUGUUAACCUUUCUGGUCAAUUUUAUUUGGAGAAAGGCAUUGAAGAGUGUCUAGGCAAAGAAUUUAUGGAUAGAAUAAACAAAGAAGGCUAUAUUGACGUCAUGAACGAAUCAGGAAAGGUUUUGUACAGAGUAACAAAAGAAAGCCUGAUGGAACGGUUGAACACUGAUAUGCAUGCAGCAAGUCUUUCCAUCAGCAAGGAAUGCAGGUUCUUCACAGUUCAUGGUUCAGCUGAUAAGAUCAUACCUGUGGAAGAUGCAUAUGAGUUUGCAAGGCUUGUAACGAACCACAAGCUGCAUGUCAUUAAGAGAGCAAAUCAUGGCUAUACUUCUCAUCGUAAACAGCUCUGUGAUGCUGUAAUAAACUGCAUCACAUCCAACGAGGCAGGGAACACCCCACCCUAG
Molecule: messenger RNA, 798 nt
Organism: Setaria italica (foxtail millet)
Lineage: Eukaryota; Viridiplantae; Streptophyta; Magnoliopsida; Poales; Poaceae
Exons: 8
Coding region: 1-798 (265 amino acids)
Source: RefSeq, a predicted model, not a curated record